UCGUCCAACUGAUUAAUACGUUGCGAAUUCUCACCUCAUUUUUCAAACACAUUUUCCUGCUUGGCGAGCCUGUCGCUGGCGGGACCGGCACAAAGCGACAGGUUGUAAAUGCGCGAGACGCAAGCCACGCUGGCGUCAUCACUGAUGGUACCAAUCAGCAACUGGCUUUAGUACGGAGCCGAAUGGGUAUGCCGUACUAUUCAAAAGGGAACCACGUCACAUAUAAUGAACUAUAAGGGUGGCUACACAACUAUCCGAUACCAUCCAUGGAGCUGCAGGCGACAUAUGAAGUCACCACAUUUCUCCGGCAAACACCAAGUUAAUAAGAGAAGAAGAAGAAGAUUUGUAAGCAUGAUAGUCGACCGACCCUUGGCCGAAUUGCGAUAUGAACUGCGUGAGAUGCAGCAGUCCCAUCGGUACUGGCAAGUCGCGCGUGGUACGAGUCCGCACUGACUGAAUUUCAUUCUGAACGAGUGAGCUCAGGCAUCGGUGGCUCAGACUUAGAGCAACGGUUAGCAAUUCACAGCAAAUAUGGACACUUGUUUCACAGAAGACGACGAAGACAGAGAACCGGAACCUGAUGCCAAGACGUUGGAGUUCUAUAGAAUCGGACCUCCGUCCAUUCUGCGGAAGCCCGGCAUUCCUCCAAGAAGGCUCCCGCUUCCAGAGAGAAGAGUGUCAUUCUCUUCGGAUGUUGUGGACCCGCCCCAGAGACGCAGGCCCCUACAAAGAAAACAGUCCGAUGCAGAGAUGUGGGACGCGAGGCACGGGGGCGGCGACGAAUCUCGUAGACCGUUGAUAAAGAAGGUUUCUCUUAUUGCGCUCUGUUCCUUUGCUAUGGUGACGCUUGUGGGAGUUUUCUGGGGAUACAUCAUCCAUGGCAUUGUCCACUCGGAAGGUCAGGAAGAAAAGCCGCAUCCGUCCGUGCCUGAUAAAGGAGUCUUAAAAAAUCAAGAGGAGACGUUGCGAAAUUUUGAUGACUCCGAUUACAGCGUGCCAAACCUGGUUUUUAUGACAGCAAAACCUCAUCGACGACGUGGCGCCACUCUGGUUGUAGUCCUCAAGAAGUACUCGCCUUCUACAGCCCUGACUCAGUUGACCCGUGCACAGAGACCGAUCAAUCGUCGCCGUGCUCGAAGGAAGAGCAAGAAAGACUCGAAAGGAGAGCGCUCCAAAGUGCUUCUAGUACCGAGCGUAGACGAAAAUAAUAGUUCGGCCCUCGGUAGACCUAGCAGAGAAGGCAACGCGUUGUCCCUUAAUGUUACGAAGGCCCAAUUCGACAGCAAAGUAGCCGUCGACAUAUUUGGACCUUUCGCCGGUGAUACAACGGCCUUCAACGCGUCCGGCAAUUAUUCGGAACGGCACCUAGUACGAAGCACAACAGCCAGAAAUGCAAACGCUUCGAUGAUUUCAGCGAAUGUGUCUACCGCAGUUCUCGGCUCGCACGAGGUUACUGGAAGCCCUGGCUAUGGUGAGAACGUUACGGAAGCCACGCCGGAAGAAAGUCCCGCCCAGUUGAAUGGUACGGUGAUGGCAACGGUUGGAAAUGCCACGGACGUUAAUGCGGGAUUUGAAGAUUACAACGAUGGAGGGAACGUGACAUCCAGUGUUAGUGAAAGCGUGGAGACUACGUCUCGGGUUGUUUUGAACAGUUCCUCCGAAUACUAUUACGACUAGCGUUUCUGUAUACUUGUUUUAGCUUUGGUCCGUAUAACAUGUCCACACAUAUUUUCUAA
Molecule: messenger RNA, 1736 nt
Organism: Ornithodoros turicata
Lineage: Eukaryota; Metazoa; Arthropoda; Arachnida; Ixodida; Argasidae
Exons: 9
Coding region: 532-1677 (381 amino acids)
Source: RefSeq, a predicted model, not a curated record